AUGAGCCCUCAGAUUGAAUCCUGUGUAGGCGGCAGCAUGGAGGAAGGGAGCGUAAACCAGCACCCAAUGUAUGCUCCUCAUGUGAGGGUCAUGUGCAUGCGGUGCUCAAGGUCGGAUUUGUCGCUGGCUCUCAAGGACUGCAUGGCCGCCUUGGAUCUGUUCCUCCAGAAUGACUUUGAGGAAGCGCAGGCCCGCCUGAGACCCAGAAUUAAAGACAGCAUGUAUCAUGCCCUGACCUACGCCACCUUCCUAGAAAUGCAGGCCAUGAUGACCUUUGAACCCCAACACAUCCUGGAGGCAGGAGACACCAUGAAAGAGGCACAGGCUAUUUGUCAGCGGCACAGGAAGAAAUCCAGCUUCUCCAAGGGCUUUACAGAAGACGAAAUACAUGCUGAAGUCUGUUAUGCCGAGUGUCUCCUGCAGAGGGCAGCGCUCACCUUCCUUCAGGAUGAAAAUAUGAUCAGCUUCAUCAAAGGAGGAAUCAAAGUGAGAAAUAGCUACCAAACGUACAAAGAGCUCCACAAAGUGCUGGAAUCCACCGCGUAUACUCACGGCGACAACCAUUUUCAUUUUGAGGGCGGAGUCAAAUUGGGAGUCGGGGCAUUUAAUCUGAUGAUCUCCAUGCUGCCUACACGAAUGCUCAAGCUGCUGGAAUUUGUGGGCUUCUCGGGUAAUAAGGAGUUCGGGCUCCAGCAGCUUCAGGAUGGCUGUGCAGAAAGCACAUUCAGGUCCUUCUUAUGUAACAUGCUCCUUCUCUGUUAUCACACCUUCAUGAGCUUUAUACUAGGCACCGGCGAAGGAGAUGUAGAAGAUGCAGAAAAACUGCUGGAGCCGUAUCUAAAGAAAUAUCCUAAGGGAUCAAUCUUCUUGUUCUUCGCUGGUCGAAUCGAGGAGAUCAAAGGCAAUUUGGAUGCCGCUAUUAAGCGUUUUGAGGAGUGCUGCGAGGCUCAGCAGCAGUGGAAGCAGUUCCAUCACAUGUGCUACUGGGAGCUGAUGUGGUGCUUCACUUAUCAGCGACAUUGGAAGAUGGCAUACUUCUACGCUGACUUGCUCAGCAAGGAGAACUCCUGGUCCAAGGCCACCUAUGCGUAUAUGAAAGCAGCCUACCUCAGCAUGCUGACAGAGGAUGAUUGUCUGACCUUCGGGGAGACUGCGCUCACUCUGUUCAGGCAGGUGCAAGGUCUGAAGCAGAAAAUUGCCGGCAAGUCCUUACCCACAGAGAAGUUUGCCAUCAGGAAAGCUCGUCGCUACCUCACAGAAAAUCACGUUCCUCUUCCUGUCCCUCCCCUGGAGAUGAUGUACAUUUGGAACGGCUAUACGAUCAUCGGCAAGCAAAAAGAACUGACCGAAAACAUGCUAAAGACACUGGAUGAGGCGCAGGCGAAACUUGAAAGCAUGGAAAGGUACGAGUUUUCAUUUGAUGACCAGUGUCUGCUCAGCUUGCUGAAGGGACUGUGUCUUAAGCACUUGGGACAUCACGAUGAGGCCGAACACUACUUUACGCUUGUUCUCUGCAAUGAGACCCAGAUCAAAUAUGACCACUACCUAGUCCCCAAUGCAAUGUUGGAGCACAGCUUGUUAUGUUUGGAGCAAGGUCGCAAUGACGAAGCUGUAAAACUGCUAGAAGCAGCAAAGCAAAAUUACAAAAACUACUCCAUGGAAUCUCGGACUCAGUUCCGUAUUCAAGCCGCCCUGCACAAAGCGAAGGGCGUGAGACAAAACGGAGUCUGCGUGCCCUCAAGCCCUUAA
Nerophis lumbriciformis (worm pipefish) is the source of this 1749-nucleotide messenger RNA. Lineage: Eukaryota; Metazoa; Chordata; Actinopteri; Syngnathiformes; Syngnathidae. The record is from RefSeq and is a predicted model, not a curated record.